Molecule: messenger RNA, 4129 nt
Organism: Mugil cephalus (flathead mullet)
Lineage: Eukaryota; Metazoa; Chordata; Actinopteri; Mugiliformes; Mugilidae
Product: kinesin-like protein KIF20A
Exons: 31
Coding region: 126-3992 (1288 amino acids)
Biological process (GO): mitotic spindle assembly; microtubule-based movement
Cellular component (GO): nucleus; spindle microtubule
Molecular function (GO): ATP binding; microtubule binding; plus-end-directed microtubule motor activity
Source: RefSeq, a predicted model, not a curated record
CUCCGGUCCCAGUUUAAAAAGUAGACCGCGGAAAGAUCAGAGUCAACAACGGGAGCUACGUUAGCGACAGCGUUUCGAUGUUUUCCACUUUAAAUACAGUGUGUGGAGAAUAAAAGAAACAGAAGAUGAUGGAGUCAUGUUUUGCCGGGAAGCCGGAGAGAGUCGGCCCCGUGGAGGUGGAUGACCUGAGGAGAGACCUGCUGGGUGAAUUUGCUGCUCUGCCAGCGCAGCAGGAAAGCGUUUCCUCACAGUCGGAGAACCUGCAGGUUUACCUGAGGGUUCGACCGUUCACUGCAGCCGAGAGCGAGAACGGAGAAGCACAGGACUGUGUGACCAUCGAGGGGUUGGACACUGUGGUCCUCAAGGCUCCCAGGAGCUGUCAAUCAAACCGGCAGAGCGACAAGUCCCUCCCACAAACAGCCCAGAGAUUCACUUUUACGCAGGUGUUUGAUCCAGAGUCCAGUCAGAGGAAGGUGUUUGAGGGUUCAGUUCGUGGCUUGGUCCGAGAUGUUCUCCAGGGAGGAAACUGUCUGGUCUUCACUUACGGAGUCACCAACGCUGGAAAAACCUUCACGUUCCUCGGUCCGGACCACGACUCUGGUCUGCUGCCCAGGUCCCUGGCCGUCAUCUUCAACAGCAUCGAGGGCCGUCUGUACACUCGAAACGACCUGAAGCCCCAGCGCUGCAGAGACUUCAGCAGACUGACUCCAGACCAGCAGUCAGCAGAGAGCAGCAGCAAGAAGAACCUGCUGAGGCUGCUCAAAGAGAACGACAGAAAUCUGACGUCUGGAAGAUCAGCUUUUCUUGAAGGCUCGUCUCUGAACUCUGACAGCAGCCUGAACAGCGUCUCAGAGGCCGACAGUUUCUGUUUGGACGUCAGCUCAAACGUCCGUUUCUCUGUCUGGGUUUCAUUCUGUGAGAUUUACAACGACAACAUCCACGACCUGCUGGAACAGGUUCCCAGUGGACACGUUAAGAGGACGGUGCUGCGACUGUCUCAAGACAUUAAAGGAAACUCCUUCAUCAAAGACCUGCGCUGGGUCCAGGUGAACAGCUCCGAGGAGGCCUACAGGGUGAUGAAGAUCGGGAAGAAGAACCAGAGUUUCUCCUGCACCAAACUCAACCAGCUGUCCAGCAGGAGCCACAGCAUCUUCUCCAUCAGGAUCCUCCGAGUGGACGACGUCGGAGUUCCCAGAGUCCUCGGCAUCAGCGAGCUGGCUCUGUGUGACCUGGCCGGAUCGGAGCGCUGUUCCCGGACCCACAACACCGGGGAGAGGCUGAAGGAGGCGGGGAACAUCAACAGCUCUCUGCUGACGCUGGGGAAGUGCAUCAACGCCAUGAGGCUCAACCAGAACGCCAAGUUCCAGCACCACAUUCCCUUCAGGGAGUCCAAGCUCACCCACUUCCUGCAGUUCUUCUUCGGUGGUGCCGGCCGAGUCUGCAUGGUGGUCAACAUCAACCAGAACUCGUCCUGCUUCGACGAGACGCUCAACGUCCUCAAGUUCUCCGCCCUCGCACAGAAGGUGGUGCUGUUGAACUCGAGGCCGGCCGUCCUGGACGACGACGCCCCCCACAGGUCGGCCAUGGAGCUGUCCAUGCUGAUCGACGAGGCCGACCGGCGCAGGAACGGGUCGGGUCGGGGCAGGAAGAGCUCGAUGGUCGCAUGGGAGACGAGUCUGGAGGAUUUACUGGAGAAUGAGGACGACGACGGCGAAGAGUGGGAGGAGGAGGAGGAGGAGGACGAGGAGGAGGAGAGUGUGAUGGAGGGAACGGUGCUGGAGGCAGGAGGUGAAGGGGACAGGACCAUGGAGGAAGAGCAGAAGUCGGACCGAGAGGCGGCGCUUCGCCUGGUUCUGGAGGCUCAGAUCAGAGAAGAAGUCAGCGCAGAGUUCAUGGAGCUGUUCACGAAGAUGGAGAAAGACUACAGUGAUCGUCUGGAGAAGGAGAGGGAGAUCCUGGAGGAACGAGCUGAGAAGAGAGUGGAGAUCCUGAAGAACCUGGUCAACAAGACGUCCGACCCGUCUGCUGUCGACGCUGUCGCCGCUGACUCCAGACAGGAGGAACAGGCGGCUCUGCUGGAGGGAAUCAUCAGCUCAGUGACCGAGGACCUGCAGAAGAUCCGACAGGACGCUCAGAGCGUCCACCACUGUCUGACCGAACAAGCACACACUGCAGAGCUGGAGGCGCUGCGAUUGGAGAAUCAGCAGUCACGUGAUCAACUACAGGAAACCAAAGAGACUGUGGAGCAGCAGCGUCAGAAGUUGUCGGAGCUGAUGGAAACGUGUCGGCAGAAGGACGACGUCAUCGUUAAACUGCAGUCGGCCGUGGAGAACGUCACCAGAGACGAGGCUCAGAGGAGGAAAGAAGGAGGUUCGGACAAAGAGGAGACCAGGAAACGACAGCAUGACUCCAUGGAAGAGGAGGAGGAGAGAGGAGGACACGCCAAGAGGAGAGCCGUUCUGGAGGAGGAGAUCUGGAGGCUGCAGGAGGAAAACGACAAGAAGGAGGAGACCAUCGCUGAGCUGAGAGAGAGGGAGGAGAGGGGGAGGAUCCUGGAGGAGGAGCUGGAGACAGAGAGGAGGAGGCUGGAGGAGGAGCUGAGGAGACGGGAGGAGGAGGUGGAGGAGCUGAAGAAGGAGCAGGUGUCUCUGGAGCAGAGGGUGAAGACGCUGACAGAUCUGGACCAGUGUCCAAACUGUGACUCCGUGUUCUCGUCUCUGGAGCUGGAGCAAAGAGAAACAGCUCGACUCCUCAAGGAGAACAAAGCUUUGGUUAACGGCAUCUUCCAGCUACAGACCGAGGUGUCCAGUCUACAGACUCACCUCCAGGAGCAGAGCCAGAGGUCUGACAGCCUAUCAGAGGAGGUCAGUGUCACUAGGACCCGCCUCCAGGACGUGGAGAGCCAAUCAGAGGAGAAGAACAAGUCCCUGGUCAGUCUGACACAGGAAGUGGAGCGACUGAGGCAGGAGGUCAAGGAGGAGGAGGGGAGGAGUGUUUUCCACGCUGCCCUGGAGGAGCUGAAGAAGGAGAGCCAUGCAGCUCUGGAGAGAUGUGCUCAGAAAACCCAACAGAUCCAGGAGCUGCAGAAAGAGAAGAGGCGACUGGAGGCGGCGCUGAAGAUCAGGUGCGGUGAGCUGAGGGAGGAGCUGACCAAUCAGAGAGCAGCGUUCACCCAGCAGCUGCAGAGCCUGAGGGCGGAGCUUGAGUCUGAGGGCGGAGCUCUGCGAGGGAGACUGGAGGAGAUGAGGAGAUCAGAGGAGGAGAGGAGGAGGAGGGAGGAGGAGGAGAGGGAGACGAAGACAGAGCUACAAAGAGUCGUAGCAGAGAAGGAGAAACUCCUGGAUGAGACGCAGACUCUGAGACGAGAGCUUCAGCAUCUGAAGGAGGAGCUGCAGAGGAGGAAGGAGGAGGAGGAGAAGGAGAACAGAGUGGUGGAGGAGAGGAAGGUGUCUGUGGUGGAGGAGCUGAAGGAGGAGAUCCAGAAACUCCACAAGAGGAGGAAGGAGGCAGGAGGGAGGAGGAGGGAGGAGCUUGAGGAGGUGAAGAACGAGAUUGAGCGGCUACAGGAACCGGCUCCUCUCGGAUCCAAAAUGGCCGACGGGAAGAAAACCCCCGGGAGGAAGAGGAAGAGCUGCGAGGUGGAGGAUCUGGUCUUCAGCGAGAACAAGAGGAACAAAAGGAGAGGAAACACUCGCAGCAACAAACAGGACAAGAGAGACGGAGUUCUACAGAAGACGAAGGAGCUGAUCCACAGUUCUCCGUCCAUCCUCAGCAGUAAAGCUAAAACCAUCAUGGGUCUGGUGAGCGGACGGUCGGUGGAGAAGGAGAACGUAACCACGGCAACCCGGCGAGGACGCAGGAAGCUGUACGGGACGGACGCCUCGUCUCAGCUGCUGGACUCUCCCGUCCUGACGUUGGGAGGAGACGAGGACAAAGAGAGCGACCAUGUCAUCAUCAGGAGACAGCUACGCUCCAAGACCUGCAGGAAGUGACAUCAUCACUGGGAGACGAGUUUGUAGUUUUUAUUUUUACUUUUAUUUUUAUUUUGUGUUUUCGGGGUCAAUAAAAAACUGUGACGCAAACAGUCUUUUUCAAUUCAUGGAAAAAAUAAUAAAAAGUGAUUCCCCGA